This is a messenger RNA of Rotaria sp. Silwood1, 1818 nucleotides long. NCBI's taxonomy places the organism in Eukaryota, Metazoa, Rotifera, Eurotatoria, Philodinida, Philodinidae. The record is from the annotation of a GenBank genome assembly.
AUGCAACAUUCAUGUUCACAUACAUGCCAACAUGUUGAUGAAACCAAUGUUGGUCAAUGGAAUUUAUAUACAAAAAUUGAUAAAUAUAAUUUACAAAGUUAUAAUGAAAAACAUGAUGAUUCAGUAACACAUAUUUUACUCAAACAUAAUUAUAAAUCAGCUAUUCAACAUUUUCAUUAUCUAUUUAAAAAUUGUCUUCAUUCAAAAAAAAAAUGUGGUACUAUUAAAAAUAAUCAACAAUCGUUAUUAUAUUGUGUUAUAAUUAAAAAUGUUAAAUGAACGGGUGUUAGUCGACAAUUUUUUGUUUCACCUUCUAUAUCAAUUUGUUAUAAAUUUACUUUUCCACCUGAUAUUGAACAUGUUUUUAUUGAGGUUCGGUCAAAUGAUCAAUUAUUUUUUCUUGUUAAACCAACUGAUGCAGAGCAUUUGAAUGAUCAAGAACAAAUAAUUAUUCAACUGACAGGUAUUGUUGAUGUUCAACGACGUAAAAAUGCAACAGUUAUAUUUUAUCUGCCAGCAAAUUAUAAUUUUCUUUAUAUUACAAUAUUUGCCACAAUUGGUUUAUUUCUGUUAAUUUAUUUCGUUGCUUUUCGUAUUAUGUGUAAACAUCCAGAUAUUUAUGAUCAUUUAGCUCUGGAACAUUUAUUAUUAUUGGAAGCAAGAACUGAACGAGAAAUUGCAGAACGAGGUAAUAAUGAACAACGUUACCAGACAUCUGAGAGAGAAGAGAAUGUGAAAUCUACUAGUGGAGAUGAAUAUGAACGUUCCAGAAGUACUAUUGAAGUUAUUGAAACAUUAAAUGUAAGUUACAAAAAAUGGUUGAUGCAGGAUUUUAUAUGGAAUGUGUUCAUAUAAGAUGUAAUUAAAAUAAAAGAUAGAUAGAUGAUUGAAAAGUAUUUCCAUAAAUAGUUCGUUUUUUUGUUCUGAAUUGAAAAGUUCGAUAACUAAUGAAAAUCUAUUACACAUGACAGUAAAUAUUAGUGAGACUGUGCUGAUGAUGAUUAUUUUUCAAACUUUCGAUACAUCUUGACAUUAUUCAGAAAAGAGAGUUAUCGUUAGUUAGAAAUUCAAUCUAUCAAUGUCUUGCCUUGGCCAGAAGACUUUGAGAGACAAUGUUUUUUAGGAAACUUCCAAGCAUUCAUGUUAAACAAACACGGUUGUGAAUUAUCUUGCUCGAAGAGAUACGGUGAUUUACGCGGCCGAGUAAGAUGAUUGUAUGUCUCUGUGAUGUAUACAAAGAAAUGCGACGAUUUAUGAAAAAAAAAACGUUUCCUUUCUGUCUUCGUAGAUGAUUUUCGUUAGUUUCACAUUAUUCCAUCAUGGUCACGAAGAUAUACGAUGUUAAUAUUAAGUUAUGGAAACCGACAAAAUACGGUUGUUUACCGACAUAUACAGGCUCCAUAUGUUUCGGUCAGAAUAUACGUUAGAAUCACUAGUUCAUUUUCGUGACAUCAAAUAAAGACAUAAAAUAUUCGAAAAGCAAGGAUCACCAGGAAACAGAUAAAACUGCCGGCCCUAUGGCAUUUCGCCACCGCUUUACAACAAUUCACUGACCACUGAUUUAGAAAACACUUUCAGUGAGCAAUGAUUUCGUUUUGCUCACUCGAUUACUAGAGAGUAAUUGAACACACAGAAUGAAAAAGAUCAGAAAAUUUCUCUUAAAAAACACAAUCUGCAAAACAUUUAUAUGUUUUAGUACGAUUAAAGUCUAAUGUGAUUGUUUUUCAGACUGAAUUCCGUCUUCUACAACUCAAAUGAACUCGAAAUUCUUGAGAUCGAUUCAUUAUAAAACAUGAUUGAUCAUAAUAAAAAGCUCGA